Molecule: messenger RNA, 798 nt
Organism: Penicillium concentricum
Lineage: Eukaryota; Fungi; Ascomycota; Eurotiomycetes; Eurotiales; Aspergillaceae
Exons: 2
Coding region: 1-798 (265 amino acids)
Source: RefSeq, a predicted model, not a curated record
AUGGUGGAUGAACCUUCUGCUGAAAACACCAUUCGUGAACUUACGGCAAUGACCUUAGCCAAUGCGAUGAGCGUCCCUGCUCGAGCCGCGCUGUAUUCAUUCACCAUCCUCAAUAAAACUGGAAUGAGCCAGAGCUACACCCUCUUCAGCCAGCCCCCAAUUGUGAAGCCCACCGUGGAAAAACUUACCCCUCAUGCCAUCUUGGUUACCAGAGGUGUUGCUUCCGGGUCGGGUAAUGCAUUUCUGACGAUUCCAUGCGACGAACACUAUGCCAUCUGCGGCUUGAGUCAUGAGGAUGAGUCCGUCCAGAUGCGCGUUCUGGAUCGAUGUGCCGUCACCGUCGGCAGGGGCCUUUCCUACAAUUUUCGUCCUGGCACUACCUGUGUCGUUGACAUGCUUUCAGCUGCGCCUUCCUUUGUCCGUUGGGGUGGGCCAGCCAGUGAUACGGGCGAGCUCGGUGCCUUUUGCCUUCGCACGCCAGGCGGUUUCACGUACGAACAAGCCAAGAAUAAUCAAUGGAUUGUGGGUCUGGGCCUCUACACUUCUGGGUCUGCUUUUGUGGGCAUCUACGCCUCUUUCACACCCACUCCCCGUACGGACUAUCAGAUUGAGCCUAGCAAAGUCUUCUACGUGGUGCCGAGGGCGCUUGAGGCCAAUGAGAAAAAACCUGAGGAUCUCGAUUUUUCGCAGGAGUGCAAAGUGAAUUUUGAGCUCCUCUCUCCCAGAGUUCAGCUGGUACAUGACGAUGACAAUAUUAUUCGAAUAUCCGAGGGAGUGUCUUCUGGGUCUCGACUGUAG